Molecule: messenger RNA, 636 nt
Organism: Telopea speciosissima
Lineage: Eukaryota; Viridiplantae; Streptophyta; Magnoliopsida; Proteales; Proteaceae
Exons: 1
Coding region: 1-636 (211 amino acids)
Source: RefSeq, a predicted model, not a curated record
AUGAAGCAAGAGAAUCAGGCAUUUAUGCAAGCCUGGGGUACUCAGUUAUUGACUGUUGUGCAAGAGAGAGAAAGGCAGCCAGUACCUCCAACACCUCAGUGGAUUGAUGCCUCAAAGUUGACUGAAAGGUUCCAGAAACUUAACCCCUCCACUUUUACAAAGGCGACAACUGACCUCCUCUAUCCGGCACAAUGGAUAAGGGAUAUGGAGGGAAUCUUCGAGGUACUUCGAUGUACUGAUGAAGAUAAGAUCAGGUGUGCUGCCUUCCAAUUUAGAGGAGAGGUUAAUUCUUGGUGGCAGUCCACUAAAGAUAACUUUAGACAAUUGUAUCCCAACCCUACAUGGGAUCAGUUUACGGAGACCUUCCAGGGAAACUACUUUCCCCAGAGCUUUCGCGAUCAGAAGGAGAUUGAGUUCAUGAGCCUGACCCAGGGACCCAAGUCAGUCCUUGAGUACCAGCAGAUUUUUGAAGAGCUCUUCUACUUUGCUCCCAAGCAUAUGAAGCCUGAUGGCGUCAAGGCCAGAAAAUUUGAGAAGGGGUUGAGACCUAGUAUUAUCUCAUCUAAGGUGUUACACAAUCUCCCCUCUUAUGCAGAAGUGGUCCAAGCCGCUAAGGUGAUUGAGGACAAACAGUGA